AUGCGGGCCAUCGAGGAGGAGGUCGAGGACGGAGCUGCGAGGUCCGGCGACGGGAAGGGCGGCGACGAACGGCGAGGUUAUCGGCCAAAGGCUGCCGACAACAACAUCAACAACAGGGAAUCAAUAUUCAAGUACUUGCCGGAGCAAUAUCUUGCCACGUCGAUCAAGAAGAGUAAACUCAUGGGCACCAACGGCAGGGCUGGUAAGAAGGAAAAACAGAGCAAGUAUGGUGCAAUGGGGCUGCUCAUCGGGAUCAGACGAAUCAACACCGAUCUACUGAGAGGUGCCAUUAGUUGGGAAGGUGCACGUCGCUCCACGGCAACAUUUGCCCCCGAAAAAGUAUGUAUAUAUAGGCCAUCCGGUGCCCAAAUCCCCAACAAACUCCGCAGCGUCAAUCACCAGCCUUCUUUGAAGCCGCGCAGCAAGAAACCAAGAACACAACCGGCGGAGGAGCAGGGGGUGGCGGUGGCGGAGAAGGAAGCGGUUGCGGUGGAGAAGUGGGAUGAAGAGAGGAAGAGGGAGGCGGCGCUGCAGGGGGCCGAGAAGGAGGCGGCGCAGCGGGGAGGCGAGAAGGAGCCGCAGGUCGCGCAAGACCAUGAGAUGGAGUCGACCGAGGAGGAGGGCGGCCACUUCCUGCCGCCGAGGAUGGCCGCCACCACCAUGGCAGUUUCCAAGACGGCCAUCGAGCGCCGCUGCUCGACGGAUGGCUCGGACGGCCCCAGGCGCCUCUCGCCCGAGGAGGACGCCGAGCUCCCAGCCCCUCUCAACCUCUCCCGCGGCAAGGACGCGGACGGCGACGACUACGGCGCUGGGCUCUUCAAUGGAGGCCGCUCCGACUUGCCAGCUGGCGAGAUGGGUGGCAAGGGCAAAAGUUUGGCGAGCUGUUCCUGUGUCUCAAGACGCGGCCCCGAUAGGGUUGCUGCUCCGAAACGCGAGAAAACAAGCCUAUACAAGACAGAUAUAUCAUGUAUCUAAGUACAGAAGAUCCUUCGAUUCCCCUGCGGGCGCGCCCGGGCACAGCACGGCCUCAACUCGUACGUGGAACACCUACUGGCGCAUUGUAAUCAUGGUUUAUCAGGGACACCUACCUCAGGCAUAUGUACCUGGUACAAGUGCUGACAGCAUCUACAACCACAGACAUCAAAUUCGGGCCCUCAAAUGCCCGUGGACGUGCGGGCACAGCACGGCCGCAACUUGUACCCGGAACACCUACUGGUGCACUCUAUUAGCACUUGUACUAAGAACACAUGC
Messenger RNA from Triticum aestivum (bread wheat), 1251 nucleotides. RefSeq lists its product as uncharacterized. Lineage: Eukaryota; Viridiplantae; Streptophyta; Magnoliopsida; Poales; Poaceae. The record is from RefSeq and is a predicted model, not a curated record. The transcript is spliced from 5 exons. The coding region runs from base 1 to 975 and encodes 324 amino acids.